GACCGUUUCUUUAUUCAUUCAUCGUGCUGUCUCGAGUUAAGCCGCAUUGUGGUGUGCUUGCACACAAAUAUAUGAAAACUGAACAAGUAAACCUUUAGAAAAUGUGCUACAAAUUAAAUGAGUGAUUUAACUGUUUAUGGAUUACAUUAGUGUAUUUAUAAUGAGUAUAUUUUUAUACUGACAGUGAUAAAAAGAACAUGUGUUUGAGAAUGCCGGUUGUACCAAAGAGGAGAUGCAACUUAUCUUGCCUUCUAUUCUUCGGAUUGAUCAUCCUGAUCAGCGGAGUAUGUCUCCUGUUCUUAACCCCAACAAUAAUGAAAUGCAUAUUGGAAAGUAAACUAGGCAUGAGUCCAAACUCUAAGGUGUUCAACAUUUGGAAGAAGAGCGAUGGCAGCACAUUCAUGGAGAUUUUUUUUCACAACUGGACAAAUCCAGGUGACGGACACGAUCCAACAGUAAAGCCCAAGUUUGAGGAAAUCGGACCGUUCCGGUUUCGAGAGUUCAAAGAGAAGUUGGACGUGUCGUGGAACGAUGACGAGACGAUCAGCUACAAGCAGAAAAAGAAGUGGAUAUUUGAUAGGAACAGCAGCUGCUGCAGCUUAUCCACUAAGCUGACCACAUUGAACGCAGUUUUGGUUACGAUGUCUCACAAGUCUAAGGACUGGAGUUUUCCGUUCAAAUCAGGUAUAAAUUUGGCAUUGAAAGCGCUAACACCUAACCUGUACGUAACGAGGAACGCGAGUGAAUUGUUAUUCGAAGGAUACGUGGAUCCGUUGCUGGAGAUGUCCACCUUAUUUCCGGUGAAGUCUGUGUCUCCAGACGGAAAAUUCGGAUGGUUUUAUGGGAAAAAUGAUUCUGCAGGUUUAGAUGGAAAACUGAAAAUCGAUGUUUCCGCAGGCGGGAAAGGAACGAUGAAGACGUGGAACGGUUUCCCGGAAACUAAGUACUUCAAAGGACUUUGCAGCAAAGUUCUUGGCUCAAAUGGUGAAAUAUACCCACCGGGUAGGACCAGAGACAAAGCUUUGUUCUUCUCGCCUGAUAUGUGCAGAAGCGUUACUCUGGAUUAUGAGAAAGACAUUAAAGUCCACGGCAUCACCGGAUACAAGUACAUAGCUCAUAAGAGCAUGCUCGAUAAUGGCAGUUUAGUACCUGAGAAUGAAUGUUUUUGCAACGGCAUGUGCAUGCCCUCCGGUGUACUUAACAUGUCUUCUUGUAGACACGAUUCACCGUCGUUCAUAAGCCUCCCGCACUUUCUACACGCGGAUCCGAUGUACGUGCACAGCUUGGAUGGUAUAAUCCCCGAAAGAGAUCGACACCAAUUUUUCGUCGUCCUGGAACCAAAUACAGGAUUACCGCUGAAGGUAGCCGCAAGAAUACAGCUGAACAUGCAUUUGAAACCCAUCGACUAUAUGACUUUAAUAAACGACGUACCUAACGUCAUGUUUCCGAUCCUGUGGUUCCAAGUGCAGGCCGAAGCUUCCAAUGAAUUUGCGUCUCAGCUGAAGAUGCUUUUCAGUCUUCCCAUAGUCUUUAAAUCGAUCGCUGCAGUUCUUCUCACCAUCGGUCCGCUUAUAACAACUUACGCUCUGUACGGGAAGAGGCGCGAUCGUGAAUUAGCAAACAUCGAGGAGAGAGAGCAAGUCCCACUGAAAAUCAGCAAAAUCGUCAACUAGAUUUACAUGGAUUAUAUACCAAAGAUUAUUUUUUUUUAAAUCGAUGCCCUGAGGAAAAAACUAGUCAAUCUAAACGUAAUAAUAAUUUUUAUAUGGACCAAGUGAAAAUCCCUUCGUUCAAA
Molecule: messenger RNA, 1795 nt
Organism: Nicrophorus vespilloides
Lineage: Eukaryota; Metazoa; Arthropoda; Insecta; Coleoptera; Silphidae
Product: protein croquemort-like
Exons: 7
Coding region: 198-1673 (491 amino acids)
Cellular component (GO): cytoplasm; membrane
Molecular function (GO): scavenger receptor activity
Source: RefSeq, a predicted model, not a curated record